AUGAUCAACCAGUUUUUCCAAGUUACCGGCGACUACUCGGCGCAGCCCCCGACCAAGGUCAAGUACUAUGUCAACCAGACCGGAUACUACUGUGCCGUAGCCUUCUCCGGCCACAACAUGAACGCUGGCCCGGUGAACCCAUGGCUUGCCGAAGUGCGGUUCGAGAAUCCGUAUGGCUCCCUCCCCGCGGUGGACUAUCCCAAGCUCCCGUUCUUUGGUGCGCUGUCGAUAGUAUAUUUUCUGGUUGCUGCCCUCUGGCUGUGGAAGUCGUUUUGCUAUUGGCGCGAUCUGCUGCCGCUGCAGCACAUGAUAUCCGGAGUGAUUAUCUUCCUUAUGGUCGAGAUGGCGUUCAACUACGGCUAUUACGAAAACUACAAUAUCUGGGGCAAGAGCUCCAUCGCGCUUCUUAUCAUCGUCGCCGUCCUCAACGCCGGCAGAAACAGCAUCUCAUUCUUUAUGCUCUUGAUCGUCUCGCUCGGAUACGGUGUCGUGAGACCAACCCUCGGCUCCACCAUGAAGAAGUGCGUUACCCUGGCCCUGGCCCACUUUGCCUUUGGUGUCCUGUACACCGCCGGAUCCAUGGCCAUAAUCGACACAGACAUCACCGUCAUCACCAUCCUCAUAUUUGUAUUGCCGCUGUCGAUGGCAAUGACGGUGUUUUACUUUUGGACUCUUGCGGGACUGCAGAGCACCAUGCGCCACCUCGAAAGUCGGCGACAGAUUGUCAAGCUCACCAUGUAUCGCCGGCUCUUCCGGAUUCUUCUGUCCUCAGUCAUUGUUCUCUUCGUUUUCUUUGUCGUAAAUUCGUUGAGCUUUUCGGAACGCGACUCGGAUGAUUGGAUCGUCAAGCAGUGGCAAUACCGAUGGAUCCUGCUCGAUGGCUGGCUCAAUCUGCUGUACCUCGUCGUGUUCCUCUCGAUCGCUUACCUCUGGCGCCCGACCGAGAACAACCAGAGGUACGGCCUGGACGAAGUCAUGCAGGACGACUACGACGACGAUCUGAUCGCCUCAAUGGGUGGAGCCAACGGCGGGUACAAUGGCCAACAGAUCAAGCUGCGGACCGUCCCGCGUGUCGGCGAUCUCGAGUUCGGCCCCGACGAUGAUGACGACGAUGACGACGACGGAGUGGGCUACGACGUUGGGGUGCGGGAGAGCAUCGACGAGGUUCUCCAGUGGGCCGAGGAAAACUUUGGACAGCCUGCCACCGAAGCCGUGACUCACGGCAACUUGGUCGCUGUCGAGGACGAUGAGCACGCACACGGGUAA
Molecule: messenger RNA, 1266 nt
Organism: Polychytrium aggregatum
Lineage: Eukaryota; Fungi; Chytridiomycota; Chytridiomycetes; Polychytriales
Product: lung seven transmembrane receptor-domain-containing protein
Exons: 7
Coding region: 1-1266 (421 amino acids)
Biological process (GO): retrograde transport, endosome to Golgi
Cellular component (GO): Golgi apparatus; membrane
Source: RefSeq, a predicted model, not a curated record